Messenger RNA from Bolinopsis microptera, 1516 nucleotides. RefSeq lists its product as uncharacterized. Bases 2 to 1177 code for a protein of 391 amino acids. Gene Ontology annotation, cellular component: membrane. The record is from RefSeq and is a predicted model, not a curated record. Gene Ontology annotation, molecular function: G protein-coupled receptor activity. NCBI's taxonomy places the organism in Eukaryota, Metazoa, Ctenophora, Tentaculata, Lobata, Bolinopsidae. The transcript is spliced from 8 exons. Gene Ontology annotation, biological process: G protein-coupled receptor signaling pathway.
CAUGGACGCGCACCUGAUGGACUGGGGGAUGUCAGCCUCUAAAGACACUAUAUUCUACAUCAUGAACAGUCAGGAGUGUCCGAUUGUUAAGUACAAUGAUACCAACAGUUACACUGCUCUUAACGUACUGUGGGGCCUUUUCUUCCUUGUUCUAGGAGUUUGUACAGUGCUAUUGAAUGUAACAGCUAUACGGGGGCUAUACAGUACUACUAGUAGAACGGGAGACCUCUUCAAACCGGUAAUAUACGUGAAUAUCUCUAUACUGGACGUUGUGAGUGGACUGUGUACGCUGCUGAGUGGGGGGAUAAUGUUAUCUAACUUCACUUGGGAUGAGAGCGAUGGUGGAGGACAGUUCCUCUGCAAUAUAUUCGGAAUCCUGUUGACCCUGGUGGUACAGACUAAAGUAAUGCUGAUGUCAGGAGGACUGUUAAUCUCGGUGAUAGCCUUGGUUUCUGGCUCCAAGAUAGAACACUCAACUGCUGUGCGGAUCUCUGCUGUAGUAGUGGUCCUGUCAUGGGUUGUGGGCAUCAUCCACGCUUUCUUACCCUACAUGUUCGGCUCAGUUUACACUCAGCCUGACUACCUGACCAUCUGUAUCGGCAGCUUCGCGAGGAUGAGCAACACUAAAACAGAUAACUACUACUCCGGUCAGCUGAUAAUGCUCUUCAUACCUCUAGUUCUGGGCUGUGUUAUCUGCUGCUUUACUAUACCCGGCAUGAUAUCCGCCAAGAGGAGCACUCAGGUCUACAAAUGGGAUGAUGAGUUAUGGGGAGUAUUCACCAUGACCAUGCUGUUCAUGAGUUACCUUAUCUGUCACGCAACCUACUUCAUAGUUCAUUUGUCUGGCAUGUCAGAGAUGGACGAGAAGAGGACUAUUGACUUCUGCAAACUUAGUCUCCUCAAUAUGAGAUACUUCUUCGCUUUCAUGGUCUUCACCAUGUACCUAUCAGGAAUAGCAGAGCCCCUCAGCUACCUGACCACCAACAUGGCACUGAGAGAGAAAGUUUGCGCUAGAUUCCCCGACAUAGGAGACUCAGAAGACACCGUCUCACCGGCCAGCACAGGGAACAGAGUCACACCUCUACUGAUAGAGAUCAGACACAGGGAGGAGGAGGUGUCAACUCCUAAACGAGAAAUACAACAGGUCCCCAUCCAGCCAGAAGGGACGGAAAUUUGAACUAGAUUUGACAAUAGUAACCACAAUUAUAGCACAGGCAUCGUUCCAAUUUUGACCGUGACCGAGAAAUACUCGGAAAUUUGUCUAAUUUCUGAUAGCGAGACGACGCCGGAUUUAGAGUGCAGUAAAUCAAUGCACCAUUGAAGUGAAAGUUGUAUUUGUAAAUAAGCGGGCUGAUUAUGACAAUAACGAAGCCAUUUUAUAUGAAACUAAAGCUCCCAAAUAGAAAACUAGAAACUUAUUGGGCAAUAGGCCAAGUUAGCAAGAGUAAAUAUUUUUAGAUAUUUUUUAGUAAACCAUUGUUGAAGAUGUAAAUAUAACUUGACGCUAUUUUGAUCA